ACAUGAUCCGCCAAUGGAUGUACCAACAGCCUACCCAACGCGGACAGCGUUCGUGCCAUUGUUGCAAGGGUCAAGUGCGGGUCACGUUAGGCCGGGAGAAUGCACAUGCGUACGAGACAAACGCGAUGACUUCUCAGCUAAGUUCGUAUGUAGGAUAAGACUACACGGUCUGCAGCCACCGAGGGACGGUUAACGACUUCAGAAGCUCCAGACUGAUCGUCGUACGCGUGUGGUCUGAUCGGUCUAGCUCCAAGGCUGAUAUAAGUGUCGAGACUCCCUUUUCAUGUUCACUUUUGUCUGUUAUACUACUUCGCUCCAUUGUACCUUACCCCACCUCGAGCAUCUCCACAUCCCAAGAAAGGAGAUCUAAAGGGGCACAGCAGACACAAAAUGGCACCAUCAGAGAUGCCCAGCUCCUUAAACGGUGUCAAUGGAAUCGCACAGAUGUACGACUAUCCUCCAGCCAACCCAGAGGGCGAAUAUGCCAUUCUCAACCAGUAUCACUCGAAGCCCAGCAAACUGCGAGUGGCAUGCGCUGGAGCUGGAGCUUCCGGCCUCUGCUUGGCAUACAAGAUGGAGAGGAUGCUUACCCCGGGAUCGUGGGAAUUGACACUCUUCGAGAAGAACCCACACUUUGGCGGUACUUGGUACGAGAAUACUUACCCCGGUGUGGCUUGCGAUAUUCCCGCCCACGACUAUAAUUUCACAUGGGACCCCAAGCCCGACUGGUCACAAUUCUUUGCUAGUGGCAAGGAGAUCCAGGGUUAUUUUGAGAAUUUUGCGGACAGACAUGGAAGCCGAAAGUACAUGAAGCUCAACAGCAAGAUCACCGAAGCGCGAUGGGAUGAGAACAAGGGUGUGUGGAGGCUGAAGAUCACAAACCCCCAGACGAACGAGCAAACAGAGGAUUGGGCACAUGCUUUCGUGAACGGCACAGGAAUCUUGAACACAUGGAAAUGGCCUGAAAUCGAGGGUCUCCACGAUUUCAAAGGACCACUGAUGCAUUCCGCUCACUGGGACCAUACCGUUGACUUUGAUGGCAAGACCGCUGGCGUGAUUGGCACUGGGUCCACAAGUGUUCAGAUUGUUCCACAACUACAGAAGAUCUGCAAAGAAGUUCAAGUCUACAUGCGAAGUCCAACGUGGAUCUCUCCUCCUUUCGGUGCCGGCGCACUCACGAACGACCUACAGAAGGGAGAAGACGUAAACCCAGGGCAAAGACAGUACGACUUCACCGAAGCAGACAAGAAGAAGUUUGCCGAAGAUCCAGAAUAUCAUCUGGAUUUCCGCAAGCGCAUCGAGGCAGAAAUCAACAGUCUAUUCGGAAUGUAUCAGCAGAACUCGGAACUGAGCCACAUGUUCCGCAAGGUCAUCACUGAGGAGAUGAAUCGUCGCAUGGGCCCCGGUCACGAAAAGCUCAAGGAGUUCAUUAUCCCUAAAUGGUCGCCUGGCUGCCGAAGAAUCUCGCCUGGUGAUGGCUAUCUUGAGGCUCUGGUUAAGGACAACGUUACCCCAGUUUUCGGUGGCAUCAAGCGCGUGGUGCCCGAGGGAAUCGAGACCGUCGAUGGACAGGUACACAAGAUGGAUAUAUUAGUCUGCGCUACUGGCUUCCAAGUCGCCUUUCAGCCUGCCUUCACGGUCAUCAACGGCGAGGGCAAGUCGAUCAAAGAGGACUGGGUAGACGGACCCAACCUUUACUUUGGCGUGUCUGCGCCUCGAUUCCCCAACUACUACACAAUCGUCGGACCAGGCGCUACAUGGAGUAACGGCACCUUGCUCCCGUCGAUCGAGACCACAAUCGAGUACUCUGUCAAGUGCAUGCGCAAGAUGCAGACAGAAGGAAUCAAGGCCAUGGCAGUCAAGCAAGACGCUCUAGAUGCGAUCUACGACCACUUCGACACAUACCACAAGACGACCGUGUGGCAAGAGGAGUGCCGCAGUUGGUUCAAGGACGGUAAGAUCAAAAAUCGGAUCUACUUGUGGCCUGGCGCAACGAUCCAUUUCCUCAAGUCGAUCAAAGACCCUCGAUUCGAAGACUACGAUUACACCUAUCGAUACAAGAAUAGGUUUGCGUACCUGGGCAAUGGAGACGUCAAGGCGACGGCGUCUCGAGAUGUUCUUGGUCUCAGCCCUUACAUCAGGAACUCAGAUCACGAAUGGCAUGUCGACUAAUGGUGGCAAAGACGAGUUCCAGCAAUUCAUCGCAUCUUGUUAGCGUCUUUAUCAUUGUGUUUUUCCGGAAUGAACAGCUACCUAUUACAAGUAGGUGGCAUACACGCAUAGGUGGGGUCAGCAGGGCUCGACUAUGUGCACUACCAUAGGGUUCAGCGGGAAUGGUGUGGUGGGUGUCGAUGGAAACUAUUGGGGCCCGGACCUGGGCGAGCAUCUCGCCUUUUCGGAGAAAAACCCGGAGAAUGUCACAGCUGAUGUGGUUUGCCAUUCAUCAAUUUGGUAUCGAAUUCCUUCGUGGCCAUUAGCUUCUUUGAUUCUGGCAUAGUCCAUACCCGAAGUCUAUCUAGCGAUCUUUUUCUGUG
Messenger RNA from Aaosphaeria arxii CBS 175.79, 2534 nucleotides. RefSeq names its product FAD/NAD(P)-binding domain-containing protein. Lineage: Eukaryota; Fungi; Ascomycota; Dothideomycetes; Pleosporales. The record is from RefSeq and is a predicted model, not a curated record. The coding region runs from base 391 to 2172 and encodes 593 amino acids. The transcript has 4 exons.